Anopheles funestus (African malaria mosquito) is the source of this 2629-nucleotide messenger RNA. RefSeq names its product glycerol-3-phosphate dehydrogenase [NAD(+)], cytoplasmic (gene Gpdh1). The transcript has 8 exons. Gene Ontology annotation, molecular function: protein homodimerization activity; glycerol-3-phosphate dehydrogenase [NAD(P)+] activity; NAD binding. Gene Ontology annotation, biological process: carbohydrate metabolic process; glycerol-3-phosphate catabolic process. Gene Ontology annotation, cellular component: glycerol-3-phosphate dehydrogenase (FAD) complex; cytosol. Bases 194 to 1264 code for a protein of 356 amino acids. The record is from RefSeq and is a predicted model, not a curated record. NCBI's taxonomy places the organism in Eukaryota, Metazoa, Arthropoda, Insecta, Diptera, Culicidae.
UCAACAAGGCUAUCGCUUGGGUAUUAUACUGCUGCGGAACGAUGUAGACGUUUUUCCAAUUAAAUACGAUUGUUUGCGCGAGGAGGACGCGUUGUUUGAAACUCGCAGCUUCCGACUGGUGGGUCCAUUCCUUCGCAGCUGAUCCUAUACGCGAGUGUGUUCUCUGUUCAGCAAAGUAGAUACCAGCAACAUCAUGUCUGAUAAAGUUCGUGUUUGCAUCGUCGGUUCCGGAAACUGGGGAUCGGCCAUUGCCAAGAUUGUGGGCGUAAAUGCCAAGCGGUUGUCCACGUUCGAGGACCGUGUCACGAUGUACGUGUACGAGGAAAUGAUCGACGGCAAGAAACUAACGGAAAUUAUCAACACGACGCACGAGAACGUCAAGUAUCUGCCUGGACACAAGCUACCUGAAAACAUCGUUGCUGUUCCCGAUGUCGUGGAAGCAGCAAAAGAUGCCGACAUACUCAUCUUCGUCGUGCCGCAUCAGUUCAUUCGUGGACUGGGUACGCAGCUGCUGGGCAAAAUUAAACCGACAGCCGUCGGUCUGUCACUGAUCAAGGGCUUCGACGUAGCCGAAGGUGGUGGCAUGGAGCUGAUCUCGCACCUGAUCACGAAGCAUCUGAAGAUACCGUGUUCAGUACUGAUGGGCGCUAAUUUGGCCGGGGAGGUAGCAGAAGAGAAGUUCUGUGAGACUACCAUUGGCUGCCGCGAUAUGAAAAUUGCCCAGACACUACGCGAUCUGUUCCAGUCGCCCAACUUCCGUGUGGUCGUGGUGGACGAUGUCGAUGCGGUGGAAAUUUGCGGUGCGCUUAAGAAUAUCGUAGCUUGCGGCGCUGGAUUCGUCGACGGUAUGGGCCUGGGUGAUAAUACGAAGGCCGCCGUUAUUCGGUUAGGUUUGAUGGAGAUGAUUAAGUUCGUCGAUGUGUUCUACCCCGGUAGCAAACUGUCAACGUUCUUCGAAAGCUGUGGUGUUGCUGAUCUAAUAACUACGUGUUAUGGUGGCCGUAAUCGCAAAGUGUCGGAAGCGUUCGUGAAAACAGGAAAAACGAUCAAGCAGCUGGAGGAUGAGAUGCUCAAUGGACAGAAGCUGCAGGGUCCGAUCACUGCCGAAGAGGUGAACUUUAUGCUGAAGAGUAAAGGGAUGGAGGAUAAAUUCCCGUUGUUUACCGCUAUUCAUAAAAUCUGCACUGGUCAGGUUAAGCCGCAAGGAUUCUUGGAUUGUCUGCGCAAUCACCCCGAGCACAUGACACCAUGGGCAAAGCUCUAGAGAAAUGCACUUGUUGCUCACACAAUGCUACUUUUCUCUAUUAAUAAUGAAAAUAACACACCAAAUAGCAUUUGAUCGCAAUUUUUGAGUGUAGCUACACACAACCCUAUGCUAUAGCAUGCUCAUCAGUGUGCGAUGCGAUCGCACAUAGCGAAAGAUGGCACGAUUUUCAAUACCUUUCAAAAUACGGAUCAGGUGGUUGUGAAAUUUGCAUUUAUUUUGACUUGAAAGCAAUCGAAGCCGCUACUACCAUAAACCAAGCUUAGCUUACACAUUCCGUUUAAAAUGGUUUACUUUUUUAUCUAAUGACUAAUUGUAUAUUUUUUUGUAAUGGGGGGUUUUUUUUAAUUGAAGAACAUUAACAAUAUAUUGUUAAGGGUUAGUGUUAUGCAUUUUAAUCGGUAAUAUUAAUUGGUCUCAUGAGCAAAUCGAUUACAAUAAUAGUUUUUUAGCGGGAUUUGAUUAUGAUUUCUAAUGUUUUAGCUAGGUACCAAGGUGUGCGUGUUAUCAAAACAAUCCAAUAUAUAUUCAUCGUCAUCGCAAUUGGUUUUAGUAUGAAAGGAAAAACAAUCCUACAAGAUAUGUGAUACGCAAGCUGAUAUGAAAGUGAAUAAACAUCAACAUAUAUCGGGAUUCAAUUGGUAUUCAAUUGUUGAGAAACACAAAAACAGAUAACGGAACAAAUUGAUUCAAAAACAAAACCCUUUUUAUCCCUAUUGUAUGAUUGUGUACUCCUUGCUGUCCCCCCCUGAUUUACGUCUUUCGAUUGGUUAAUGUUCAUUAUAUAUGUACCAUUGGAUUAAUAAGUCACUUUUGUUAACUUUUCGUUCGGUUUGUAUCCAUCCUCAUUCGUUCAUCAUACUGCACCAAUUAAAACCCUUUCUCGUACACAACCGUUAUGUUACUCCUACGUGUAUGCCUUCCCAUUGGCGAAACUUGCACCUUUAUGUUAAGCUACAACCUGCUAGUUAAGUAACGUGAACUAAUUUUUUUUUCCUUUGGACGUGUGUUGUGUUCGUUGGACGUAUGAUCAAGGCAAACGUUUUCUUAAGUCGAACGUAUCGAGUGGAUGAGUUUCGUGCGGUGGAGGACAUCGAAUCCUGAAGCAAGUAUGCUAGGAGCUGAUUUUCUUUGAAAUGAUCCGGAAUUUGGACAUGUAGCAAAACAAAAGAAACAAUGGAAUUUAAGUAUCAUUGCCUCGAUAUUUCCCCACAGUCCCGCCCAAUAGUAUCUUUACACGUGGAAAUGAUACCAAGUCAUAGGCCAAGCGAAUUUUAGAACAUUCUAUUUGAUCAAUGUUGCUAUAGAGUGAAUGAAGUAUUGUACAUAGCACGUAAUAAAUGCGAAAAAAUUAAACAUCGGUAA